GGCUGUCGAAGGAGGCCGCGGAGAUUCCUCGAGUGCGCUCCGCUCCCCUUCCCUCCCCUCCCCUCCCGUCCCGUCGUCCCAUGAGCGCAGAGCAGGUAAACCCCGCUUGUCCUGCCCUUCCCUCCCCUCCUUUCUCCAACCCUAAAACCCCAUUGGCCUCAAUGUGGCAGAGUGCUGCGAUUUUAUGUUGUGCGCGAGAGAGCGCGAUCGUUGUUUCUCGGAGGAAUUUUAGCGGAUGCUCGUGUGGGCGAUCGUCAACCCUAAGGGAGUGAUGUAGGUUUGCUGCACUUUAGGUCGGAGGUUGUGGUGGUGUGGAAAGGAAGCAGAGGAGGACGGCGUAAUUUUUCUGCGUUUGCUCGACCGAUCGAUCGAUCUGGUGUUGAAUUCUGAUUGUGGCUAGUGGAGGAAUGGCGAUGGCGACGGGGAUUUUCGGAAGACGGUCCUUGCACCGUGCUGUGCAGGCAUCGUCGUGGCAGCUGUUGUUGAGGAGUAUGGGUACAGAGACUGCAGCUGCAGCGUCUUCUGAGCAGAUAGCUGGCAGGAAGUCGAAGAAAGAGGGCAAACGAUUCUAUGAGAAGGCGCAUGCGAGGCCUUCCGAGAAGGAUGGCUACGAGGUGCUACUGGAUCAUCGUGUUUUGAGGACUCCAGCAAAGAAGCCGCUGAAGCUGCCCAACCCAGCUCUGGCCCUUGCAGUGGCUGCCGAGUGGGAGUGGCAGGACAGCAGUGGAAUUCGCGCAUUCACAAUGCCCCUCGUUAGACUUACGUCGAUCACUCUUGAUCAAGUUCCAACCGACAGGGAGAAAAUCAUUGCCACAUUGUUGAAGUACUGUCACACUGACACUCUGUGCUGCAGAGCUGACGAGGGAAGCAAAUUAGCUGACAAACAGGUCAAGCUCUGGGAUCCUUUGCUAGACUGGGCAGAAAAGGAGGUAGGUGCCCGACCGGUUGUCUCCUCGAGUAUAUUUGGUACUAUUCAGCCCUAUCCCGUGAUCUUCGCCCUGGAUAAGACACUGAGGAGCAUGAGCGAUUGGGAACUUGCUGCUGUGGAUUCACUGGCUGGUGCUGCGAAAUCUCUAGUUGUCGCCCUAGCCAUAGCCCGCAACGAACUGAGCAUUGAGCGGGCUAUCGAUAUUAUUCGGGUUGAGGAGGAACAUCAGAUCGAAGACUGGGGUCACGUAGAAGGAGGUCACGACAUUGACAUCGCAGAUCUUCGGGUCCAAAUAACCGCUGCCUCAGUCUUCCUAAGACUUUUAAACCAUUAGAAAAAUCUGAGAGUCCGUGCGAGUCCCUGAACUUGACUUUGCUACUGUCCUUUCAAAUGGCUCUUGAUUCGGGAGGUAAAAGUACAUGGUUGUGCCCCGGUCAAAUCAGGGCUACGGGAACCAUAUUUCGUGAAAUCCCGGGGCUCGGAAUCAAAGUAGAACGAUAGACAUAUUCACGAAUUGUUAUAAGUCAAGCGCUCAGGUGGGAGCUUCGAUAGGCGUACGUCCAAAUACACGCCACAAGAGAACAGAUGCGGAAGUCAUUUAUUGAAAGUACUUGAAGUGCUGAUUUGUUUGUGGUGGAGACGGACUGGAAGUUAGUACGAGUGCAGCCUUAUAUACACUUUAGAACCGUUACUGCGAGCAGGAGCAGCGUCAGGAAAUCAGUAGUGUUUUUGAGAUCCCUAUAGAGGCUCGAAGUGUACAGUCCGACAAUUUUGUUCGUUAUAGGGCUCUUACUUGUUCUAUUGCUUCAAUCACAGAUCCAUAUUGAUUGGCAUCCAAUCCGUUUUACCCUAGCUGCCUAUUUGUCUAUCACAUUGAUUAUCCUGGUGAAGGUACAAGGAGUUUCACAGACAAGUUCGUAGGGGACGCUCAUGACUUUUCUUAUCGUUUGUGCUCGAUUUAGCGUUCUGUUAUGUGUACUAUCUCGACCGUAGUGCCUGAUGGACUUAAAAUUAGUCAGAGGUCGAGGGACUGGUGAACCCACUGUGCUGAAGUCGUAUACGGACCGCUAUGUACGGAGGAAGUCGGGUUAAGUAGCAAACUGACGUGGAGCAAACAGAGAUGUGUUCCACGAAUAGGUCACUCUGAUUUCGGAAAUAAUUGAAGUAGAUAUUUGGCUACUCUGAGGCGGCGAUGCCCAUGUAAACGAUUACAGAGUCGAAUAAAUCACGUGCGGCCACAGGCUCUCACUGUGGAACAUGAUCCAGAUCCUCUCAGAUGA
This is a messenger RNA of Marchantia polymorpha subsp. ruderalis, 2208 nucleotides long. NCBI's taxonomy places the organism in Eukaryota, Viridiplantae, Streptophyta, Marchantiopsida, Marchantiales, Marchantiaceae. The record is from the annotation of a GenBank genome assembly.